AUGAAGAACUGCAGUUCUGAGGCCCCCGCGCCCCCAACUCUCUGGAUUGGGAUGUUUUAUCAAAGGAAGGAUCAGUACCUCUCUGAUCCGAAAGACCCAGGGUCAGAAUGCACCGCCUGCCACACCCAGCAGGUGUCGCCGCGAGAGCGCCCUGAGCUUUUCACCUGUGCGCGCUCUCAGGUUCGGCUAUCAUCAGUCUUUGGGUUUGAGUCCAAUUCCAAGUAUCCACCGACAUCUCCAGCGCCCAGCGCGGACCGACGCACCGACGGACUGCCCAGGGAGCCUCGGCCCGCGCCCCCUGCCGGGGACUAUGACCCGAAAGCGCGGCGCUGCCUGGGCCACCUCUUUCUCAGCCUGGGCAUAGUCUACCUCCGGAUCGGUGGCUUCUCCUCGGUGGUAGCUCUGGGUGCGAGCAUCAUUUGUAACAAGAUCCCAGGCCUGGCUCCCAGACAGCGGGCAAUCUGCCAGAGCCGGCCGGACGCCAUCAUCGUCAUAGGAGAAGGCUCGCAAAUGGGCCUGGACGAGUGUCAGUUUCAGUUCCGCAAUGGCCGAUGGAACUGCUCGGCGCUGGGAGAGCGCACUGUCUUCGGAAAGGAGCUUAAAGUGGGGAGCCGGGAGGCUGCCUUCACCUAUGCAAUUAUUGCUGCGGGUGUGGCCCAUGCCAUCACAGCUGCCUGCACCCAGGGCAACCUGAGCGACUGCGGCUGCGACAAGGAGAAGCAAGGCCAGUACCACCGGGACGAGGGCUGGAAGUGGGGUGGCUGCUCUGCCGACAUCCGCUACGGCAUCGGCUUCGCCAAGGUCUUCGUGGAUGCCCGGGAGAUCAAGCAGAAUGCCCGGACCCUCAUGAACUUACACAAUAACGAGGCGGGCCGGAAG
Molecule: messenger RNA, 879 nt
Organism: Acomys russatus (golden spiny mouse)
Lineage: Eukaryota; Metazoa; Chordata; Mammalia; Rodentia; Muridae
Product: protein Wnt-7a-like
Exons: 6
Biological process (GO): neuron differentiation; positive regulation of JNK cascade; cell fate commitment
Cellular component (GO): extracellular region
Molecular function (GO): frizzled binding; cytokine activity
Source: RefSeq, a predicted model, not a curated record